Messenger RNA from Vanrija pseudolonga, 423 nucleotides. RefSeq lists its product as uncharacterized. NCBI's taxonomy places the organism in Eukaryota, Fungi, Basidiomycota, Tremellomycetes, Trichosporonales, Trichosporonaceae. The transcript is spliced from 2 exons. The record is from RefSeq and is a predicted model, not a curated record. The coding region runs from base 1 to 423 and encodes 140 amino acids.
AUGCCCCUCGAAACCCUCCUCCCGCGCCUAACAGGCCCCAACAUCCCAGACUGGGACCGCGCGCUCACGUCCUACCUGCUCUGGCACGGAGCGCACCGCGUGCUGUCCGGGGACGAGGCGGAGCCGUAUAGGCGCAGCGCGGACCCACACGCGCCAAGCGACGAACACGUCGUGUUCCCGCCGGCACAGGUGGCGGGCAGCGCCCCGCCGCGCGUGGGCGCGCGCACCACCCCCGACUGGACAGACAGCAUGCAGGUCGAGUGGGAGGUGUGGCGGGCGAAAGAGUUCAAGGUGCGCGCGGUGCUGCAGAUGACGGUUGGGAUGGAGGACUAUCGCGAGAUCAAGACCAUGUGGUCUGCGCAUCAGCUGAGGGCAGAGCAGUACAUGUACCUUCGGAACAAGUAUGCGCGGUACUUCUUCUAA